UCAUUUGAGACGCAAAUGUAACGGACAUACCGUUUGGCCUUCUCUCUGCGCUCCCCCCCUCUCCCUCUCUCUUCCCUCUCUCUCUCUCACAAUUUUGCAGAGGAGAGAGAGAGAAAGAAAGAAAGAAAGAGAGAUUGAGGAAGAGAAAGAGAGAGACUGAAAAAUCCCAGGAAAAUCGUAUUGCGAAUCUUUUUAAAAUUUUAAGCAUCAUAGUACCCAUCUCACAUCAGCCACCGUUAAACAUGAGGAAGCCAAAUCUUUAGCCAUUUGGCAAGAAAGGAAUUUUGGGAUUUGGGCAAAUUUGUUGUGGCGAUAUUUGAUCAUUUUCACCUUAGCCCUCUAUCUACCUUUUUUUUUUUUGGUUUAAAUGGGGGGAAUAUCUUCUGACAAUGUUCAUGGACUUGUUUUGGCCAUCUCCUCCAGUGUCUUCAUUGGGUCUAGCUUUAUUAUCAAGAAGAAAGGUCUUAAGAAAGCCGGGGUAUCAGGAAUCAGAGCAGGUUCGGGAGGGCACUCUUACUUGAAGGAACCUUGGUGGUGGGUUGGGAUGGUAACGAUGAUUGGUGGGGAGAUAGCUAAUUUUGCUGCUUAUGCAUUUGCUCCUGCAAUUCUCGUGACUCCCCUCGGAGCUCUAAGUAUUAUCUUCAGUGCAGUGUUAGCCCAUUUUAUUUUGGAGGAGAAAUUGCACAUCUUUGGAGUCGUUGGAUGUUGUCUUUGCUUAGUGGGCUCUACCACUAUUGUAUUGCAUGCUCCACAGGAGAGAAAGAUUGAAUCUGUCAGGGAAGUGUGGCACCUUGCCACUGAACCAGGCUUCCUUGUCUACACCGGCAUAGUAUUGGUUCUCGUUGUCAUCCUCAUUUUCAUGAUUGUGCCGCGUUAUGGGCCAUCCCAUUUGAUUGUCUAUAUCGGAAUUUGCUCACUCACUGGCUCUCUUACGGUCAUGAGUGUGAAAGCUGUGGGAAUCGCUCUGAAGCUGUCGUUUUCAGGAUCAAAUCAAUUUACCUACUUUGAAACAUGGUUUUUCACCAUACUUGUGCUUGGUUGUUGUAUUUUGCAGAUCAACUAUUUGAACAAGGCUCUAGACACAUUUAAUACUGCUGUUGUUUCUCCUUUCUACUACGUCAUGUUUACGACCCUCACCAUCUUUGCAAGCAUGAUCAUGUUUAAGGAUUGGGACUCUCAAGAUGCCACAGAUAUUGCAACUGAACUGUGUGGAUUUGUGACUAUUCUCUCCGGGACUUUUCUUCUUCACAAAACCAAAGAUAUGGGAAGUAAUCCGGUAUCAACAUUGGGAAGCCCUGUAUUUCACCCAUCACCAGAUUUGAGCGCGCACCAUAGUACAAGACAAGUAGAGUUGUGAAAUGUUUUGGGCAAAUGACGUUCGCCAUGGGGAGAUGUGGACAAAUCCGAAGAUGCUUAUUAUCAGCAUGUAAAAGGAGAAACCAUGUUCUCGGUCAGAUCGAUAACAUGUGGUUUGCCAAUGGUAAAGAAGAAAUAGAAAAUCAUUCCAUGGAUGUUCAUUGAUGUAGGAACUCUUGACUUGUUUAGCAUUAGUUUCUUUUUUUCGUUAUUUUUUUUUCGGAAACGUAGAUUGUGAAUACGUCUGGUAGUGAUGUCUAACGUUACGAGGAGAUCUUUGAAAGAAGUACAUGGAAACAAAAUUAAAGAACUCGAAGUGUUGUGCU
Rhododendron vialii is the source of this 1682-nucleotide messenger RNA. RefSeq names its product probable magnesium transporter NIPA2. Gene Ontology annotation, cellular component: membrane. Gene Ontology annotation, molecular function: magnesium ion transmembrane transporter activity. The record is from RefSeq and is a predicted model, not a curated record. NCBI's taxonomy places the organism in Eukaryota, Viridiplantae, Streptophyta, Magnoliopsida, Ericales, Ericaceae. The transcript has 9 exons. Gene Ontology annotation, biological process: magnesium ion transport. The coding region runs from base 368 to 1357 and encodes 329 amino acids.